CUUUGUAUGAAUGGCGGCAUAAAGACGAAGCUAAUCCAUAAUCAGCUGGCAUAUAUGUCUGUAUAUCACAGUUUUAGUAGAACCACGACAUAAGUUAGAUCAUGGCUCUCAGCUUAGAUGACAGAAUUUUGGGAGAAAAGGUGAACAACUACUGUAGCAGCAGUGAGGAUGAGGGAGAAGAUGAAGAAACCAGAGGCUCUGACCCAGAGGAAUAUGACAAGAAAACAAUUAAGGGGCCAAAGUUCAUACCAGAACCAGAGAUUCAGGAAUAUCAAGGAUAUUCCACUAAUACGGGUCCAAAGGGCGUCAUCAAUGAUUGGAGAGAAUUUAAGCGUUUAGAAAAUGAAAGGAGGGAAGCUCAGGAAAAGGAAAAAUUAGCAAUGAUGAAAAAGUUGUCUAUGACAUGUCGAUCUCAUUUAGAUGAUGAAAAAGAAAAACAGAAAGAUGAAGAGCUUCUGCAAGAACUUGAAGAGUUAGAGGAUGAUUUUUUGAAAGAAUACAGAAUGAAGCGAUUGGAAGAAAUGAGGAAAGCACUUCAGAAUGUACCAAAAUUUGGAAAAGUUGUAGAUCUGAACUCUGAUAGUUUUGUGGAAGCCAUUGACAAAGAACUGCCCCAAGUCACCGUCAUCAUUCAUUUGUAUGAAGAUAAGGUGCAAGCAUGUGAGGCCAUGAAUGGAUGUUUAGCAUGCCUUGCACAGGACUACCCCUCUGUCAAGUUCUGCAAGAUCAAAGCAUCAGAGACUCAGCUGAGUAAUAAAUUUGCAAAGAUGGGUGUCCCUGCAUUGUUAGCUUACAAAGGCGGGGAACUCAUAGGGAACUUUGUUAAGUUGACAGAGGAGCUAGGCAAAGAUUUCUUUUCCUCUGAUGUAGAAAGCUUCUUGUAUGAUUUUGGACUGCUACCAUCCAACGACAUCAUAAACCAAGCCAUCAAGGACACAACAACAGGAGAGCUUCGCACGAAAAUCCAGGCAGAUGAAGACAGCGGUAGUGAAUUUGAACUAGAUUAACUCCACUGCAGGGGGGUUGAUAUUUUAAAUCUGAUGUGCAAUAAUGGUGGAGUAGUCUGAUAAGGAGCUUUCUGCUAUAUAUAAAAUUGUUCUUUUUGAGAACAGGAGAAAAAAAAAACGCCGUAUAAAGCAGUUUAAUUCAUUGUUCUGCAUAUACUCUAUAAAGGAAAGAGAAUAUUUCAAGGUGCUAUAGAAUUUCAUUAAAAGGAAAAAAAACAGUUAUUUUUCCCUGGAAAUUCAGGUAAAAGUUUUGAAAUUUUUAAAACUAUCCAGCGUUGAAAUAUUUGUUAUGAUUGAUGGAACUAGACUACCAUCAAACCAAUGUGCCGCAAUGAUUAUAUACUUUCAGUAUUAAUAUUGUUAGAGUACUUAGCAUGCUACCCCAUUCACCAGGACCUCCCUGAUGCGAGGUAAAAGAGUAUGAAAUCAUCCAACUGGCUAUGGUUUUUUUUCGGGAGCUUCAUUUUCUUCCAGCAAUCUACAAUUUGGAAUGAUGGGACUUAAUUUCAUAAUUUUGUGUAAAAAUGUUGAAGCAUUAGGAGUAUAAAGGGGAAUUUUUCAUUGAAGAAAAAUUAUACACAUACUAAGAUAACUGUGAGAGUAAAUUCUACACAGGUUAUUCGCAGAGAGGUUUUUAUCUGUAACAUUGUAAAGUUAAACUUUUUUUGGUUGUUUUGUUUGUGGUUUAUUGGUGAAUUAUUCAAGAACAAAUCCUACAGGUAAGAGGUCCAAAUUACAUGUAAACAACACACAAACAUGUCAGGAUAUAGAACAAAUAUCAGGUAAACAACAAAUGUAAAGACGACUGGAUAAUAAAUAACUGGUAAACAACACCUAAACAUGACAGGUUAUAGAACAAAUAACUGGUUAACAACAAAUAAACACUACUGGAUAAUAACAGGUAAAAAACACAUAAAAACAACUGGAUAUAGUACAGAUAACAGGUAAAACGCACCUUGAUAUAGUACAGAUAACAGGUAAAACACACCUGGAUAUAGUACAGAUAACAGGUAAAACACACCUGGAUAUAGUACAGAUAACGGGUAAAACAUGACUUGAUAUAGUACAGAUAACAGGUAAAACACACCUGGAUAUAGUACAGAUAACAGGUAAAACAUGACUUGAUAUAGUACAGAUAACGGGUAAAACACACCUGGAUAUAGUACAGAUAACAGGUAAAACACACCUGGAUAUAGUACAGAUAAAAGGUAAAACACACCUGGAUAUAGUACAGAUAACAGGUAAAACACACCUGGAUAUAUUACAGAUAACAGGUAAAACACACCUGGAUAUCGUACAGAUAACGGGUAAAACACACCUGGAUAUAGUACAGAUAACAGGUAAAACACACCUUGAUAUAGUACAGAUAACAGGUAAAACACACCUUGAUAUAGUACAGAUAACAGGUAAAACACACCUGGAUAUAGUACAGAUAACGGGUAAAACACACCUUGAUAUAGUACAGAUAACAGGUAAAACACACCUGGAUAUAGUACAGACAACAGGUAAAACACACCUGGAUAUAGUACAGAUAACAGGUAAAACACACCUUGAUAUAGUACAGAUAACGGGUAAAACACACCUGGAUAUAGUACAGAUAACAGGUAAAACAUGACUUGAUAUAGUACAGAUAACAGGUAAAACACACCUGGAUAUAGUACAGAUAACAGGUAAAACACAACUGAAUAUAGUACAGAUAACAGGUAAAACACAACUGAAUAUAGUACAGAUAACAGGUAAAACACACCUCGAUAUAGUACAGACAACAGGUAAAACACACCUGGAUAUAGUACAGAUAACAGGUAAAACACAACUGAAUAUAGUACAGAUAACAGGUAAAACACACCUCGAUAUAGUACAGAUAACAGGUAAAACACACCUGGAUAUAGUACAGAUAACAGGUAAAACACACCUUGAUAUAGUACAGAUAACGGGUAAAACACACCUUGAUAUAGUACAGAUAACGGGUAAAACACACCUUGAUAUAGUACAGAUAACAGGUAAAACAUGACUUGAUAUAGUACAGAUAACAGGUAAAACACAACUGAAUAUAGUACAGAUAACAGGUAAAACACACCUGGAUAUAUUACAGAUAACAGGUAAAACACACCUGGAUAUCGUACAGAUAACAGGUAAAACACACCUGGAUAUCGUACAGAUAACGGGUAAAACACACCUGGAUAUAGUACAGAUAACAGGUAAAACACACCUGGAUAUAGUACAGAUAACGGGUAAAACACAACUGGAUAUAGUACAGAUAACAGGUAAAACACACCUGGAUAUCGUACAGAUAACGGGUAAAACACACCUGGAUAUAGUACAGAUAACAGGUAAAACACACCUGGAUAUCGUACAGAUAACAGGUAAAACACACCUGGAUAUAGUACAGAUAACAGGUAAAACACACCUUGAUAUAGUACAGAUAACAGGUAAAACACACCUGGAUAUCGUACAGAUAACGGGUAAAACACACCUUGAUAAAGUACAGAUAACGGGUAAAUAACAUGAAAACAUGGAUGUAGAGGUGUGCAGACAGCACUACUUAAUUAAAUUCAAGUAUAUUCAGGAAUAAAAUGUUGCAUGUAUUCUCAGUUAUGAAACUGUGACAUAAGAAUGAAGCACUUAUCACAAAGCAAGAAAAUGUAUAGAUCUGUAUCAUUUUGAGUGAUGUAUCCUAUAAUGAUUUAUUUUAGUGAGCAGGCUCCAGUAAUAUACAGUCCCUCAAUGAUGAGGAAAUGGUUUUUUUAAGCAUUCUACACUAAUAUACCAACCAAGCUUAUAAAGCUGAGCAGGCUCCUUUCAUAUAAAUAUCCAACUAGUGAAGAAUGGUUUCAAAGAAAACAUCUAUUGUGACUCUUAGUAAGAAAGAGAGAGAGGCGAAAAAAACAUCUGUUGUAGCUCUUAGUAAGACACAGAGAGAGGCGAAGAAAACAUCUACUGUGACUCUUAGUAAGACAGAGGCGAAGAAAACAUCUAUUGUGACUCUUAGUAAGACAGAGAGAGAGGCGAAGAAAACAUCUAUUGUGACUCUUAGUAAGACGGAGAGAGAGGCAAAGAAAACAUCUAUUGUGACUCUUAAUAAGAAAGAGAGAGAGGCGAAGAAGAGAGAGAGGCGAAGAAAACAUCUAUUGUGAUUCUUAAUAAGAAAGAGAGAAAGGCAAAGAAAAUAUCUAUUGUGACUCUUAAUAAGAAAGAGAGAGAGGCGAAGAAAACAUUUAUUGUGACUCUUAAUAAGAAAGAGAGAGAGGCGAAGAAAACAUCUACUGUGACUCUUAGUAAGACAGAGAGAGAGGCGAAGAAAACAUCUACUGUGACUCUUAGUAAGACAGAGAGGCGAAGAAAACAUCUUCUGUGACUCUUAGUAAGACAGAGAGAGAGGCGAAGAAAACAUCUAUUGUGAUUCUAAGUAAGAAAGAGAGAGGCGAAGAAAACAGCUAUUGUGAUUCUUAGUAAGAAAGAGAGAGAGAGGCGAAGAAAACAUUGUAUUUUAUUAGGAGAUGAGUCUGGACUCUACAAAUCAUUGGUUUUUAUUUAUAUUUGAUAACAUUAUUUGUUGUAAACGUGAAUAUCAUUUAUAUGACGAAGUGUAUACUAAAUACAUACAUUGCAUUAUCAAUGUGUCGUUUGAAUAGGUGGUGUAUUGAUUUUGUUAAUUUAUUGACAUUAUGCGUGUACAUGAUUUCUUCAACAGUGAGUGAGACUUUGUAUGUUAGAUAUUGUGUAUACAAACUGAGGAGGAAAACUUAUCAUACAUAUUAAUCAAAAUGUUUACUUCUGAUCAGUAAAACUGUUGUCAAUGCA
Messenger RNA from Pecten maximus, 4808 nucleotides. RefSeq names its product phosducin-like protein. The record is from RefSeq and is a predicted model, not a curated record. The coding region runs from base 102 to 1007 and encodes 301 amino acids. The transcript has 9 exons. Gene Ontology annotation, biological process: regulation of G protein-coupled receptor signaling pathway. Lineage: Eukaryota; Metazoa; Mollusca; Bivalvia; Pectinida; Pectinidae.